This is a messenger RNA of Cylindrotheca closterium, 303 nucleotides long. The record is from the annotation of a GenBank genome assembly. NCBI's taxonomy places the organism in Eukaryota, Bacillariophyta, Bacillariophyceae, Bacillariales, Bacillariaceae.
AUGAUUGUUGAUUAUUCAUUCGGGGGACCCAACAACAAGAAGAUGAAACCUGCCGGAGAGGGAGCUGUGGAAUUCAGCAUGGCCCCACUACCCAUCCGCAACGCACUCAUGAUUGCAAACCCAGACUAUGGGCCCGUUUCCAUGUUCAAGAACAACAUGUUGAAUGGUUUCUGCCACAUCCAAUUGUCAACUCCUGGUGCAAUCAAGCUUGAGGUCAUUUUCCUCGCACUGCCACUUGUGCUUCCAAUGAGUUGGACAGAAAGUCUUGGUUCAGUGCUUUCAUGGAAACUAUCGCUGACUUGA